GGUGAUAAAAGAGACAGAGGAGGAAGGCAAAAGAAUAGUCAAAAUAACAAAAAAAGAUCGGUAACAAAACAGCAAAAACACAAAAGAAAUGUAAAGUAGAAAAUUUAGGGAUAAAGGUCCAAUACUCAGCAAAGGAAAACAGAGGAAUUUAUACACAGUUGGACAAUCUCAACAGUCAGAUGAUGCAGCAUGUCUGAGGUAAACACAGGUGCAUUCUGGGAAAUGCAGUCUUUGAUCAUCUCCACUGGUUGGGGAGCUCUGUGUUUCUGGUUGGUGAUGAACUGAUGCCAUCUAGUGGAGAAAGUACACAGCACCUGGAACACAAACCUGACCGUCUUCUCUUUUAAAGCCCCUCCCACUAAACUCUCCCUCAACCUGAAAGGGCAAGUCUCACAGCUUUCCCUGAACCUUUAUUAGGAGCAACUCAGUCCUUCAGAACGGAUCUAAAACCCACUCAGUUCCAGCACUUCAGCAGUUUAGAGGAAAUGUCUAGUAGGAACCCUCACCCAGAAGAAGAGUUCUCAUGUCCUGAAUGUUGCCAGAACCUCAGGGAUCCAGUGGUUCUGUCAUGUAGUCACAGAGCGUGUAGAACCUGUCUCCAGCAGUUCUGGGAUUGUAGGGGGUCUCAGGAAUGUCCAGUUUGUUGGAAAAGAUUCUCAGAAGAAGCUCUGCAGAACUCGUGUAAGGCUUUUCCAGAGAGCGCAAUUCUGGGAUCUUCAGCAGGGUCCGAGGGGGUCUGUGGUCUGGGGUCUUCAGAAGGGUCCGAGGGGGUCUGUGGUCUGCACAGCGAGAAGAUCAGUCUUUUCUGUUUGGAAGAUCAGCAGCUGGUGUGUGCCGAGUGUCCGAAUUCAGACCAACACAGAAACCACACCCUCCGUCCAACAGGGGAAGCAGCGAUUGACCUCAAGAAACAGCUGCAGGAUGCUCUGCAGGAGAACCUGGAUCUCCUAAAGACGACUAAAGAAGACUAUGGCCGAACCGCAGCCCACAUCAAGGUUCAGGCCGAUCACACCGAGCAGCAGAUAAAGCAGCAGUUCCAGAAGCUUCAGCAGUUCCUGAGAGAUGAAGAGGUAGCGAGGAUCAGAGCACUGAGGGAGGAGGAGGAGCAGAAGAGUGGGGAGGUGAAGAGGAAGAGUGAGGAGCUGGAUGGAGAGAUAUCAGCUCUGUCAGAUGUGAUCAGAACUCAGGAGGAAAAGAUCGGAGCUGAUGACGUUCAGUUCCUGCAGAACUUCCAGUCUGCAGAGAACCAAGUUCAGCCCUCGAUACCAGAAAACACAUCAGGAAAUCUGAUCAACGUCUCCCAACAUCUGUCCAACCUCAGCUUCAGAGUGUGGGAGAAAAUGCAGGAGAUAAUCCAGUACACUCCCGUCACUCUGGACCCCAACACUGCAGAAGACUCCCUCCACCUGUCUGAAGAUCUGACGGAGGUGGAGGACACGGACGGACGAGAGCCGGUUCCUCGUAAUCCUGAGAGAUUCGAUCUGUACCAGUGUGUUCUGGGUUCUGAGGGGUUUAACUCGGGGACACACUGCUGGGACGUGCAGGUGGGGGACAGUGAGGACUGGGACGUAGGCGUGGUGUCGGCGUCUGUAAGGAGGUCUGGAGACUCGUUCUGGGGGUCGGCCUGGACUCUGGGUUACGAGGAGAACAGUAACGAGUACUGCGUUCACCGUCCGGGAGAACCGGAUCACUUCUUCACCCCCGACCAGCCGGUUCAGAGCGUCCGAGUUCAGCUGGACUGGGAGGCGGGAAAACUGACCUUCACUGACCUUCAAACCAACGCUGACCUUCACUCUAUAAACCACGCCUUCACCGAGAAACUCCUGCCUCUGUUUCGCAAUUUAUCUCACGCUCCUCUGAAGAUCUUAGCGGCGCAGACGUCCGUCAGAGUGGAACAGCGGAACAGAAUCAUAUAGAUUUUUAUUAUAAUAUUUCUGUUAUAAUACCAAAUGAUAUCUCUAAUCAGUUGGCUAAAUGUAUUAUAUUAUAGUAUUAUAUUAUUCGUACUAAAUAUAAAACACACACUAGUGGUUACAUCACCAGGAAUAAUAUAAUAUAUUAAUAUAUAAUACAUGAUAUAUAGAAUUCAUAUAACCAGGUGAAUGGUUGGAACUAUGUUUAUGACAUAUUCAUGGUUAUUCUGGAAAAUGUUUACCAUUUAUGUUAACACUUAAAAUUGCUUUGUUCACUAUUGACCAAUGAAAUGAAGAAUCACUGUGUAUGGGAUUGUAUAACCUGUGUUACUUUAGAGAUCUCUGUGUAUCUGCUGAGAGAUCCUACACAGGUGGGAAUUCUUAAUAAAUAGAAUGAAAUUGU
Messenger RNA from Astyanax mexicanus (Mexican tetra), 2316 nucleotides. Its product is annotated as E3 ubiquitin-protein ligase TRIM35-like. Gene Ontology annotation, molecular function: zinc ion binding; protein binding. Bases 486 to 1916 code for a protein of 476 amino acids. The transcript has 6 exons. The record is from RefSeq and is a predicted model, not a curated record. NCBI's taxonomy places the organism in Eukaryota, Metazoa, Chordata, Actinopteri, Characiformes, Acestrorhamphidae.